Molecule: messenger RNA, 2043 nt
Organism: Aspergillus clavatus NRRL 1
Lineage: Eukaryota; Fungi; Ascomycota; Eurotiomycetes; Eurotiales; Aspergillaceae
Product: putative nuclear RNA binding protein
Exons: 1
Coding region: 1-2043 (680 amino acids)
Source: RefSeq, a predicted model, not a curated record
AUGUCCUGCGCCCAGGUUCACCUCGACAGCGAUCCUCUGCAAGCAGACCGCCAAUUGCAGCAGGCCGUCCACUCAACCUACCAGCGCUCCGACAGCAAGCACCACUCGCACUCGCGCAAACACUCGCGUACCUCCACCGUGGAGGACUCGGACUGGCCCUCGGACGAAUCCGGCCGCUUCGACGACGCAGAGGAAGUAGACAAUAUCUAUCCGCAACCCACCGGCUCGCCGGACACGCACUCCGCCAAGCGCGGCCGCUCCAACGACUGGCCCCUGCAGCCCGGCGAAGAGCCCUCGUCGGCGUCGCAGAAAGAACAACAUGGGAGCAGCCACCGCUGGCCGUUCAAGAACCUGAGCCACGGCUCGCCCCGGCGCCAUGCGCGGCAGGCCGGUGGCAGCACGGCCACUCGCGGCCGCCGCUCCCGAUUCGUGGAAGCGCACAUGAACGACAGCGUCAGCGAGAGGCCGCCGAGUAUCUUCCUGCGCGAGGACGCGGGGCCGGCGGGCGCGAACGGCGCCGGCCAGCGCCAAUCGGGCAUCUUCCGGUUCGGGAAGGCGAUCGCGUCGGCGUUCAAUCCGUUCGGCGUGUGGGGUAAUGUCUCUGAGAUCUGGCGGAACUCGCCCGCAGAGCAGCGGCCGGAGCUGGAUGCGCGCGCCCAGGCGGAGAAGGCGUAUGCGGAACUCAAGAAGGCCGGUUACAGGGGGGCGGUCAAGGGGAGCUAUCUGCAGAGCGUGCAGGGGAGCGGGUAUGCUGGUGAUCCCCUGCACCGAGCGAGCCAGGAGCAGUGGGAUGGGACCAAGACGGUGGGCCGUCAUUCGAGGCAGAGCUCGGGAGACGGGUACGUGUCGGGAAGCUCGAUCCGCACAUCGUUCCAGGAGCUCCGCAAGGCCAAAUCGUCGUUGGGGAUGUCGUACAUCAAGCGCGGAUCGGAGGACUCGGAGCAACGCGAGGUGCGCAAAUCCAAGUCCCGCAAGGAACUGCAGCGGCAGGCCAAGUUGCGCAAGCGGGUCAGCGACCUCGAGGGGAAACUGGAACGCGCGCGACGGGAGCUGCGGGAGUUGACUGGCGAGGAGGAGGAGGAACCGGUAAGAACCCUUUGCCAGGAGAAACCCUACCAGCGCAAGUUUGUGCCCGGUGCCCUUCCCUCGCUGCCGUCGGAGCGAUUCUACGAGAAUGAUACAGCUGCAGCGCCUGAUACAGAUACAAAUACAGCCGAGCCAGGACCACUGGCCGUGAUGUCGGGGAAUGUCCAACGCGGGGAAAACCGGGGACAUCCAUCGCACGGCGACCAUUUGAUGAAGGCUUCUGCUCGAAGUACCCCGAAGAAGGCGUCUUCGGCUUCUUACCCAGAGAGUCCUUCGCGUAAGAGAAAAUCGCCAGAGCACAAGUCAGUCCGCGACAAGGCGCCCCAGGACCAAGCGCACGCCCCGGGAAAGGAGAAUCCAGACGAACGGCUCGCCCAUGCAGAAGAGCCCAACACCCCGCGGAAAGCGACGAAGAUGGGUAAGAGCGACAGCCCGGGGUCCGUCGAACGGAAACGAUCCCAGUCCGAAGAGAGACCACUCAGAGAUCACUAUCAAUACUCCCCCCGCCGACGCUCAAACACCCGCUCCCCCUCGACUCGAAGACGCUCGACCUCGCGCAGCCGGACAACACCAUGUCUCCGGAUGAAAAAGGGACGUUCCGACCUCCGCUCCGCGAGCACCAGCCACAUCAGCGAUCACGACAUGCACGGCACCACCCCAAAUGACAUAUCCCAACCCCCAUUAUACCCGUUCAUGCAGCAGCUCCUGGACGUCGACCCGGAUGCGCUAGAUGCGAGCAUCGCCGCGCCCACGCCAACCUCCACCCCGAGCCGAGAUUAUCACCCGGAGCCGGUCCCGCCGGUGCCUCCGCUGCCGAAGAACCUGGCCGCGACGGCGGCCAAGGUGGAUCGCCGGCUCGCCAGGGAGAUCUGGAAGCUGAGGACCGCACACAUGGCCAGCUCGGACUGGCCUCAGCCCUCGGAGGAGGACUUUCGAUGGCCGGAGGGCUUCUUCUGA